Messenger RNA from Theileria orientalis strain Shintoku, 534 nucleotides. RefSeq names its product signal peptidase. The transcript is spliced from 2 exons. NCBI's taxonomy places the organism in Eukaryota, Apicomplexa, Aconoidasida, Piroplasmida, Theileriidae. Gene Ontology annotation, cellular component: signal peptidase complex; membrane. Gene Ontology annotation, biological process: protein targeting to ER. The record is from RefSeq and is a predicted model, not a curated record. Bases 1 to 534 code for a protein of 177 amino acids.
AUGGCAAAUAUGAUUAACAUCUUCUCGAGAUGUUACGCAGUGGUCCACGCAGGAGCAAUGGUCGCGCUGGUGGCGCUAUUUUUAAAUUAUUUCACCGGCCUGGGUCUGAGAUCGCAAAACCAAAUGACGGGAGCCGUGGACUACGUGAAGACCCACGAAUUGAUACUGGACAAGUCAAAGGUCGACAGGGCACUUUUGGAACUAAAACUAAGCUAUGAUCUAAGAGGAGCGUUCGACUGGAGCACACAUGUGCUCUUCCUGUACGUGACGGCAAACUACGAAAACAACCGCCACUUUAGAAACGAAGUCGUGAUUUACGACAGGAUAAUCAAGAGCUCGGAAGAAGCGUUACUGAAGCCAACGAACCUCAUGAGUAAAUACUUCCUGUACGACUACGGAAGGAGUCUAAGGAGCAGGGACGUGAGCCUGAAAAUGUACUACGAGAUCGUCCCACUAGGAGGGUUCAUAAAGCAGUACCAGCUGGACACUAAGUCGUUCCAGAUGAGUGACUCUUACAUCACAGAUGACGACUAA